This is a messenger RNA of Rana temporaria (common frog), 2001 nucleotides long. It is a transcript of the gene HTR6, whose product is annotated as 5-hydroxytryptamine receptor 6. The record is from RefSeq and is a predicted model, not a curated record. The coding region runs from base 536 to 1819 and encodes 427 amino acids. Gene Ontology annotation, cellular component: membrane; dendrite. The transcript is spliced from 3 exons. Gene Ontology annotation, biological process: G protein-coupled receptor signaling pathway, coupled to cyclic nucleotide second messenger; chemical synaptic transmission. Gene Ontology annotation, molecular function: neurotransmitter receptor activity; G protein-coupled serotonin receptor activity. Lineage: Eukaryota; Metazoa; Chordata; Amphibia; Anura; Ranidae.
AGCCGCGGUGGGCGUCAUUCUGACAUUCAUAAUCUCGCCGUCAGUCGCCCGGCUGACUUUCCAUUCUCCAUUGACUUUCACGUUUUUCCAGCCUCAGGAACGGCUUUGUGUGAUGUGAGAUCUCGUGGUUGCGGCGGCGGCGGCGAGAGGCAUGGUGGAUGGAAGGAUGGAGAGAGGAGGAGAAGUGACACAACCGCCGAUGAGGAGAAGAGGGGGGGGGGGAGAGAAAUAAACUGAAGACAGAGAACUGAGAGAUAAUGAUGGGGAAGAGGAACUGCCGAGGAACAUUAUUAGAUGCGGAAAAAAAGACCGCCAGACACAAAGGCUCUGCUGAAACCUGGGAUCUCCGGCGCGGCGAGAAAAGUGCGAUGAAGGAAAACUAAGUGAAUGGAGGUGCGAAGAGACGGCGAGGAGCGCUGACGGGAUAGGGAUGUGAGAGCCGAGGGUUAGCUAAGAUAGAUGGAGCGGAGAAGACAAAGACCUCGGCCAAGGAGAAGAAAAUGGCAAUGGUCUCUUCUGAGUAGGAAAAUCCUUCAUGGCUCAACUUACCGAUGAAGAUCUGGAUGGACUUCCUGGGCGGGACGUCCAAGGCGUCUCGCCGGACGGGCGAAGGGUUUGGAUCGCCGCCUUCUUGAGUUUCAUUGUCCUCUUGACCGCCGCGGGCAACUCUCUUCUCAUCUUGCUCAUCUUCACCCAAAGGUCCCUUCGGAACACUUCCAACUACUUCCUGGUGUCCCUCUUCAUGUCGGACCUCAUGGUGGGCCUGGUGGUGAUGCCGCCGGCCAUGCUGAACGAGCUCUACGGCCGCUGGGUCCUGGACGGCGCCUUCUGUUGCAUCUGGCACUCCUUCGACGUCAUGUGCUGCAGCGCGUCCAUACUCAACCUCUGCGUGAUCAGCCUGGACCGCUACCUGCUCAUCAUCUCGCCGCUCAAGUACAAGCUCCGCAUGACCUCCUGCCGGGCCUUGGGCCUGAUGUUGGCCACCUGGACGUUGGCGGCGCUGGCCUCGUUUCUACCCAUCAAGAUGGGGUGGCACGAGCAGAACUUGGAGGCGCCGUCCUCGAACUUGACCUCUGCCGCGGAGGAGGAGAAGCAGUGCCGGCUCACGGUCAGCCUACCCUACGCUCUGAUCGCCUCCUGCUUGACCUUCUUCCUGCCGUCGGCGGCCAUUUCCUUCACCUACUGCCGGAUUCUGUUGGCGGCCAGGAAACAAGCCGUCCAGGUGGCCGCCUUGACCACCAACAUGCCCAACGCUACUGAAGACCACACACAGGUUCUCGCGCUUCCGGCCCCUGAAAGUCGAAAGUUCAUCACCAAACACAGCAAGAAGGCCCUGAAGGCCAGCCUGACCCUGGGCAUCCUGCUGGGCAUGUUCUUCGUGGCGUGGCUGCCCUUCUUCGUGGCCAACUUUGUCCAGGCGGUCUGUGACUGCGUCCCCCCCGGAUUUUUCGAUGUGCUGACCUGGCUCGGCUACUGUAACAGUACCAUGAACCCCAUCAUCUACCCGCUCUUCAUGAGGGACUUCAAGAGAGCCAUGGGGAAGUACCUACCUUGCUGCCGGCGGUCCCGGGUCAUCUCCUUGUCGGUGCGCAACUCCAACAGCGCCCCCCACCUGGGGCUAUCCCUGAGGAACGUGCUGACCCUACGGGGGGGGGAGACCGACUCCAUGUACUCCGCCACCCUGGGCAACGACCACCUACUGCCCCAUUAUAAGGACCUCAGUACCGACCCGCUACCGGUCACCGCCGCCGACUCCGUCAACCUCUUUGACCUGGAGCAAGAGAUGCAGGUCCACCAGCUGAACACACCUAUGGACUGAGGGGUCCUGGAGGCCCCCCGGGGGCCCCCUUUGUACUGCCCACCCUCAUCCCCAUCUCACUGACUUUUUUGUGUCAAACAUUUUAAAGAUUUUGGAUAUAUAAUACCGGAUACCGGAUCAUGGAGGAUACCGGAUACCGGAUCAUGGAGGAUAUGGAAUACCGGAUACUGGAUCAUGGAGGA